AAUCGACCUCAUUAUCAUCCAGAUUCACCAUCCUUCUCUAUGUGUGAAUCAUUCAAAUAUUUCCUCCAGGAUGAAUCCUUUUUUAACAACCCAACUAGGUAAACUAGCAUGGGACGAUUUUCUUCGGAUACUAGUAAAGAUCUACCGAAAAAGGAAGAAUAGUCACAACUUCUUUGACGUCACGCCAUUAAGUUACUUUUACGGAGGCCUGCAUCGUGACUCCGUGGGCGAAUCCUCCUCAGCCAUUGGCAGGUGCCUCUCCUGCCUCCCUACACACCUGCUACUUCAACCACCCACUCGAUUUCUUUCUCGAGCAAGGAACAAAAAGAGGACAAGGCUUUCAAUAAAGCUCACCACAAUUGUACCACUGGAUGGACCACAACACCUUGAAAAAAUUAGAAGUAGCUCGCACCCUGGAUAAGUCUGCCCAUCUCUGCAAUAGGACAUAUCACAUCGACCAAUUAUUCUGAAG
Messenger RNA from Argiope bruennichi, 472 nucleotides. RefSeq lists its product as uncharacterized. Bases 71 to 421 code for a protein of 116 amino acids. The transcript is spliced from 2 exons. NCBI's taxonomy places the organism in Eukaryota, Metazoa, Arthropoda, Arachnida, Araneae, Araneidae. The record is from RefSeq and is a predicted model, not a curated record.